Molecule: messenger RNA, 1359 nt
Organism: Scheffersomyces coipomensis
Lineage: Eukaryota; Fungi; Ascomycota; Pichiomycetes; Serinales; Debaryomycetaceae
Gene: CPR6
Product: peptidylprolyl isomerase
Exons: 1
Coding region: 98-1198 (366 amino acids)
Biological process (GO): protein folding; protein peptidyl-prolyl isomerization
Molecular function (GO): peptidyl-prolyl cis-trans isomerase activity; protein binding
Source: RefSeq, a predicted model, not a curated record
UUUUAAAUUUUUCAGAUUUUGAUAAUUGUAAUUCCAUACUAUUUGUUGUAGGAAAAGUGAAUUAAACAUAGGUUUACUAAUCUAAGAUAAGAUUAAAAUGAGUAAUUCAAUAGUUUACUUUGACGUUACCGCCAAUGGCGAAGAUAAGGGAAGAAUUGUGUUUGAAUUGUUUAAUGAUGUUGUUCCAAAGACUGCUGAGAAUUUUAGAGCUUUAUGUACUGGUGAAAAGAGGGUAUCACCAAAAUCUGGAAAACCACUUCAUUAUAAAGGGUCAAUAUUUCAUCGUAUCAUAAAGGAUUUUAUGUGUCAAGGUGGUGAUUUCACUCAUGGUACUGGUAUUGGUGGUGAAUCAAUUUAUGGAGAAAAGUUUGAAGAUGAAAACUUUAAAUUAACUCAUGAUCAACCAUUCUUAUUAUCCAUGGCCAAUGCUGGUCCAAAUACCAAUGGAUCUCAAUUCUUCAUCACUACUGUUCCAACUCCACAUUUGAAUGGAAAACAUGUUGUGUUUGGUAAAGUUAUUCAAGGUAAGUCCAUUGUUAGAAAAUUGGAAAGAUGUGAUAAAGGUGAAAACGAUAAACCAGUUGAAGAUUGGAUAAUAAAUGAUUGUGGAGAAUUACCCAGUACUUAUGAACCAGUUUCUGGUGUUACUAAUGAUGAGUUCGGUGAUAUUUAUGAAGAAGUUCUCACUGAUAAUGAUACUAUUGAUGUUAAUGAUCCUCAAUCUGUAUUCAAAGCUGUCACCUCCAUAAAAGACAUAGGUACUAAACUUUUAAAAGAAGGUAAUUUAGAAAAAUCUUUAGAGAAAUAUACCAAAGCUUCUAGUUUCUUAAGUGAUUACUUCCCCGAAGAUUUAUCUAAAGAGGAUUUAGAAACAGUUGUUAAUUUAAAAAUCAGUUGUUUCUUAAACACUGCAUUAGUGGCUUUAAAGUUAAAUGAUGGAAAGAAGACUAUAGAUGCUGCUAAUAGUGCCUUAGAAAUAGAAGAAAUCGAAGAUAAAUCAAAGGCUAAAGCCUUAUAUCGUAAAGGUAUGGGUUAUCUUUUAGCCAAAGAUGAAGAAUCUGCUCAAAAAGCUUUAGAAGAAGCCUUAACCAUACAACCAAACGAUGCCUCUAUAUUAAAAGGACUUCAAGAUGUCAAACUUAAGAUCAAAGUUCGUAAAGAAAAGCAAAAGAAGGCUAUGUCAAAGUUCUUCUCUUAGAUCUAACCGAACUGUACUCAAAUUUACCAUAGUUUAGUUAAGUAAAAGUUUGUAUCACGCGUAAAUAUUAGCACCAUUUUUUUUUUUUUCGAAAUUUUCCGUAUUCUCGCCACAUUGAAAAAUGAAAAAUACACCAAAUUAUCAACAUAUCUAUUAUGCUU